AUGGAAGAAGAGAAGGAGACAAUUAGAUGUUGCAGUGAUUGCAAAACCACCAAGACACCAAUGUGGAGAGGUGGACCAUCUGGUCCCAAGUCACUUUGCAAUGCAUGUGGGAUCAGACUCAGGAAACAGAGACGAUCCGAGUUAUUGGGUAUUCGUAUUAUUCAAAGCCACAAAGCCUACAAGAAGAUAAACCCAUCACCAUCAUCACAUGGUGCCGUGGCUUUGAAGAAACGACGGAGUCUAAAGGAGGACGAACAAGCUGCUCUAUGUCUACUCUUAUUGUCUUGUAGCUCUGUUUUCGCCUGA
Molecule: messenger RNA, 306 nt
Organism: Eutrema salsugineum
Lineage: Eukaryota; Viridiplantae; Streptophyta; Magnoliopsida; Brassicales; Brassicaceae
Product: GATA transcription factor 23
Exons: 2
Coding region: 1-306 (101 amino acids)
Biological process (GO): regulation of DNA-templated transcription
Molecular function (GO): zinc ion binding; sequence-specific DNA binding
Source: RefSeq, a predicted model, not a curated record